This is a messenger RNA of Magallana angulata, 1401 nucleotides long. RefSeq lists its product as uncharacterized. The record is from RefSeq and is a predicted model, not a curated record. NCBI's taxonomy places the organism in Eukaryota, Metazoa, Mollusca, Bivalvia, Ostreida, Ostreidae. The transcript has a single exon. The annotation marks the transcript as partial.
AUGGAUGGAUGCAAAAAGAGAAGAAUGCACUUGUGUUUUGGCUGUGGGGAGGAAUAUUCUGGAAGACACAUGAAAAGACACAAAUGUGUGGAAAAGCAAAGAAAAGAAGUGUUUGAAAGUAGUGCAAAUAUUGAAUGUUCUGGGUCUCGGAUGCGUACAUCUCCAGUCUGCAACAAUGAUUCAAAUAGCCCAACAUUUUGGAAUGAAGAGACGGAAGAAGUUCAAGAUGAUGUCUGUUUAUCAGAGUCCUCUGAGAGUGAAGAGGAAUUGUGUGAUGAGGAAUUCAUUUUUUUUUCUGAGGAGGAAGAUGCUGUUGAGGACCAUCCAAGGGAUAGAACUGAUAUGUUAAUUGUAUCUCUUUUGAAAAUGUUAUUAUGUUGGCAGUCCUUUUUUUACGUGUCUGAUUUAGCAUUUUCAUAUUUACUUUUACUUAUCAAAUCUUUGCUUUACUUGGUAGCAGCAUCAUCUGAAUUAACUCAAGAACUGUACAAAAGAUUUCCAUCAAAUAUAUAUCAGCUGCAUAAAAGUAUUUUAUUCGUAAAAGAUAAGUUUCAAAGGCAUGUUGUUUGUCCAAAAUGUUUCACCCUGUAUGAUUUUUCUGAUUGUAAAAACAUAGUGGAAGGUGUAGAAACUUCCAAGAAGUGUAGCAACGUUGUAUUUCCAAACCAUGCUUUAGCACACUUUCGUAGACCUUGUGGUGAAGUACUUUUAAAACCUGUAUCUAUGCAAGGAAAAACAAAUCUAGUACCUAGAAAAUCUUAUUGUUAUAAAAGCAUUGAAGAGAGUUUAGAAAUUUUGGUUAAAAGAGAAGGUUUUGAAGAUCUCUGUGAAUCAUGGCGGUACAGAAAUGUACCAAAUGAUAUUUUGAUGGAUGUGUAUGAUGGUGAUGUAUGGAAAUGUUUUAAUGGAGAAAAAUAUGAUUUUUUUACUGUUGAACGUAACUUUGGUGUCAUGUUAAAUGUCGACUGGUUUCAGCCAUUUAAACACACCAACUAUUCUGUUGGUGCUAUUUAUUUAACAAUUUUGAACUUGCCAAGGACAGAACGGUUUAAAAAAAAGAACAUUAUAUUAAUUGGACUUAUACCAGAUAUGAAAACUGAACCUCCUACGAACACUUUUAUUGAGCCCUUGGUUGAUGAGCUAAAAGAAGCUUGGCAGGGAUUUAGUAUGAAAAGUUUUAAAUCUCCAUCACAACCUGUCACAUUUAAACUUGCCUUAAUUUGUGUUGGUUGUGACAUCCCUGCUAGUAGAAAAUUAUGUGGAUUUUUAGGACAUGCAGCAACGAAAGGCUGCAAUAAAUGUAUGAAAUCUUUUGAUGGUGGAGUAGGGGAAAAAAAUUAUGGUGGCUUUGAUACAUGUUGUGAAUUAAGGGAUUUAGAGAAACAUAAAGAAAUAGUUGGU